AUGACUGGCUCCGGUCUUUACGACCAACGGUGCCUCAAAGGCGUCCAUACCCAGAGACCCAAUCUGAGCUCAAUUAUUUUCUCAUACCUUGUGAGUGAGACUAUGGCACGUUGCUUUAAGCCAGAGGAUCACCCUACCAAGACCAAGCAUCAUCCGCUUGUCGACCACAUGCUUAGCACAGACACGCAAUCCGCUCCAAUGCUGGUCGUCGAACGUCGACAAGUUCUAUCCGCAAGUACGACACAUCAGUCUGACCAGCAACAGCCGCUGCCUGACAUGGCGCCAGUGGUACGCGCGAAGCUAGUCCAGUACGGUACGACAACUGGCGGCGCGAAUGUGGGUGUAGGCGGUCGCCAGGUAUUUAAGAAGAAAGUUGAGUUUGGAGUGACCGAAGUGCCGCACGACUCCCGGAAUAAUCCACGAAAUGAGGAACACACCAGAGCACAGCAACAGAGCGAAGACGGCUCCCAUGAACAUGACGAUGACGGGCCCGAGGUUACUGAUAUUAAUGGAGAGCCAGGGGAGGAUGAGCUGGACGAAGCCAGCCUCGUCUACAUUCAGCGUGGAACAAUCAGCGGCGGUGCUACCGUCACCGUCGAUCAAGACCAGGUGUUUGAAGACGAAGUCAAGUUUGGGUAA
Molecule: messenger RNA, 639 nt
Organism: Fonsecaea nubica
Lineage: Eukaryota; Fungi; Ascomycota; Eurotiomycetes; Chaetothyriales; Herpotrichiellaceae
Exons: 6
Coding region: 1-639 (212 amino acids)
Source: RefSeq, a predicted model, not a curated record